AUAUUUUGUGUGGUCAUCAUUAUGUUAGAAGUGUCAUUAUCCACUUUAAUUAUAUUUGUAAAUAUGUAGAUUUUCCGUUUUUUUUUUUAAUUUUGAUAAAAACUGAAGUUUUAUUCUGUAUUGUUAAUACAUCGUUUGAAUCUAUUAUUUUUUGUGGUGGUUGGGUGUCUAUGUUAAUAAUAAAAACGUGUUUUUUUUGUAGAUAAGAAUUUAACUAAAAAGGAAAUAAAUAUACGUUGCACCCCACCAUAAUAAAGCUCAUUUUAAAAAUUUAAUGACGGUUGAACAAAAAAAAAUUAAUGACGUAAUUUUUUGACAUUUAACGACGUAAUUUAAGUAUGUAUUUAUGUUGUUGCGAAUCUAGCAGUACAUCUCUGCUGUCUAAUUAAAUGCUCUCUCGUUGGGUUUUGACGUGUAGCUCUCGGUUUUCUUCUCUUGUUUUUUCCUUCUUUUCAAACGAAACUUAAAUAAAAGUGUCUCUUAUUAAUUGGUUUAUUUGCUAAAACAAAAUUUAAUUGGUUUAUUUCUCUUCAUCUUGUGUUGAAUUCAGUGCCAUGAUAGUAAUACUACUAUUAAUCAUUUACGACAUCAGCUAAUCGUAAAAAUAGUUACAAAUGUUAUUUUAAAAAAAAUCUUAAUAACAGUUGACAAAUUGUUAUUCUAACGCUUUCAUAUUAGUAGUCCACUUGUCAUCUUAGUGUUAAAAUUUUGUUUAAUUUUAAGUAUCGUUUUAUGUUUUCAAUAUAAAAUUUAUUAACAAAUAUUCUCAAAUUUAUUUUUUAUUAGUUGAAAUAUGGUUAAUUGUAUAUAUAAUGAUUUUUUUUUUUUUUUGAAAAUAUGUAAAAUUAAAUGUUUUCCGUAGAACGGCAACUAAAGUGAAACAGAGGAAUAAUAUUAAAAGAAAUAAUAUAAAAAUGAAUUUGAACUUUAACAAGAAUGCUAAUAUAUUUUUCCUUUUCUAUAUUUUUGACUUAAAGAUUUAUGGUUUAUUUUGAUUAUCUUAAAUUAUAACCUAUGCGUAAAUAUGGUAACAAAUAAACGAAUAUAGAAACAUGUGCUUUAGAAAGAAAAUAAAGAAUAUAGAAACGUGUGCUUUAAAAUUUUUUGUUUUUAAAGAAUAGAAAAACGUGUGAUCUUUUUUUUUUUGUAUAGUAGUAAUCUUGAUGAUGUUCAGCUUUUCUCCCAGAUAGAACUAACUACUACAUGAUAGUGUAGGGCGUAAAGAUUUGACUGACAAACUUAUUAACCGUGAUGAACUGGGCCUUAUUAGGGAGCAAAGAUACUGAUUCGGGAAGACGUAGUCACGUAGAUCAAGCUGAGAAUAGGAAAUGAUUAGCAUACGGAUGUAUAAGCCAUCCCAGGCACAAGCCUUACAUGUAUGUAUUUAUGCCAGGGCGAAACUGUUUGGGCACUGGCAUCACAUAUGACCCAAAAAAAGAGUUUCUUUGCCUCGCUUAUGAUUCGUUAUGAGUUUAACACUCAACGUGGACGUGGUUGAGCUUAGAAACAGAACAGUAGCAUUUGUUCUAACUUCUACAACAUAAGAUGUUUUUCUGCUUGACGCUACUAUAAAAAGGUUUAUUAGGACAUCAAGUUUUACUUAUGUUGUCUGAAAGACCAUUUACCUUUUCAGCACAUUUAAGACCUUUAUAGUGUCAUAUAAUCACUCGAGAGUUAGGAGUUGUUUGAUAUGCUCUGGAAUGUAAUGAAGCCACCUAUCUGAAAAUGGCAUCAUUUCUAGUACUGGAUGGAUAAUCGUUUGUUGAAAAGGAUGCGAAGCACAUAGCUGAGAGUACUAUACAAUAUGACUGGCACUUUGUGAUUUUUGCAUCAUGACACCGUUCAUUGUAUAAAUGUAAAACAAUAUUGUAGACUCGGUCCCCCUUCCUUAAAUACAAUUAAUCAAAAUCAUCUCAAUGAAAAAAGAGAUAUGUCUGUAUGACUGUAUCUAAAGCUGGCAUGAAAAGUUACAUACCGCAUGAUUAAAAAUAAAUAAGCUAGAUAUGUAUGAAUGUUUCCAGAAUCUAUAAGCAACACUUUAUAAUAUCUUAACCGAAUCCAAAUUACCGCCAAAAGAGCUGGAUGAGCUGGAAAUGAUAAAUAGUAACUUGGUCAACGAUAUUCAGCCUAGAGGCAGUGAGGAUGUUUAUAUUUUUCAAACUUAUACUAUUAAAGUUAAAAUAAUGGAUAAUCAUAUAGUUUUGCAUCGUUUUAAGCUACUUAAACAAACUGAUGUUUUCACAGUUCUAACGUACUUUCAUGUAUACUUUUGGUGAUUAACGGCCUCGCCACUAUCAUUUACACUUACUGUUACAGAAAGAAUGACGCUGGAGACAUGUAGCCUCACUUUCAUUUUACCUAUUCAUUCAUGCCAUGAUUUAUAGUCUUUAAUUAGACUGCAUGAAGACUUUGACAUUCUUAUGAGGUUUCUACAAGCCACUUUUGGACUAUUACUGGAGAUGUGUUCCACAUAGAAGAAGCAUUGAAAGUAGAGUCUAAUGGUGGGUAUUAUAAGCGAUUGCGUGCUGCCAGAAGAAAACAUGAUUUCAAAUAAGAUUGGAGGCAUCGUCGAUGAGCAUUUUCAACCCCUGUUUAUUUCUCACUCUAUAACUGAAGUGGGAGUAAAAUCGUUUCCAAUCCUAUUAUAUUUUUUUUUCCAUUCCAUAAUAUAAUAAAAAUGAGUUUUCUCUAUAAAUAGAACAAUCUAAUUAUUUUUCAUUCAUUAUUUUUAAUUCUAAAACAAAACAACAAUUCAAUUAUAUUAUAAAAUUCCUCCAUUUUAAAGAAAAAAUGGUGUAAUACAUAAAAGAUGUUUUAUAUUUUAAAAAUAUAUAAAGCAGUGUUUGGGGUAUGGUUGGUGUAGGGAUUAGGGUUGGGGCCAUUGUCUAAGAAUCUAUUUUGGCUUAGAUUUGUAUUCUGAUUUUUAGAUCUUAUUUGAUGAGUUAAAAGAAUAAGAAGUACUAAAAAAUAUAUUAAAUUCACACAUGAUGCAAAAAAAAUUGCAUAUUGUGAUGAGUCUAUGAAAAAAACUCUAAAAUCCGAUUUUUUUGAAAAAGGUAUUUUGAUGUUACAUCAGUGAUUGCAAUUAAUUAGGACAUGAUUCCUGAAGCCCAUGUUAGUGAAGCAUCACAUCAAAAUAGAACUUCAUGAUGAGAGCAAACAUUCCCUUUCUGACCACGCUUAUUUAGCGAUUUAAUCAUAGUAAUGCUGUUAUAUCGCUUAAAAAAAAUUAAACUACAACAAUUAAAAUUUCAAAUUGUUUAGUAUUUUGAUAAAGAAGAUUGCAGAAACAUUAUCAGUUUAUUUAUUUAUUUAAUGUUUGAAACACCGAAUAAAAAGGUUAGGAUGAGUUGUCGUGACUCACCAUAAGCCGGCCCUCAACUAACAACUACAAAAUCCAAAAGAACAUUUUGUCAACAUGUAAAAUAUAAACAAAGUAAAAUACAUUUUCAAAAUAUUCGAGAAAACCUAUACAACAACAUUCAAAAUUUAAAUUCUUCUUUCGGUAAAGUUUUCCUUAAUUCAUUUGUUAUCAGCUUUAUUUUGUUUGUUUUCUAUUAUUUUAUAAAGUUUACUACUUUUUCUAAAAAGUAAUUGUGCAAAAAUAAAUAAAUAAAAGAAUUAACAAAAUAAAUAGUCUUGUUCUCUCUCUCUCUCUCUCACGUUAAGACGAGAUUAGAUUAGAGAGUUACUCUAAAGACUUGUUCUCUAUUUUGCUGUCACCUUCUCCACAGAAAGCGUCACCUUUUUUUUGUUUUUACCCUUUUCCUCUGUUUCUAGAGACAAGAGUAACUCAUUUGUUGUGUUUGUUCUGAAGAUGCAACUUUUUACUAGCUGUUGCGGAAAAGGAUUUGAAGGGAAAAAGAAAGUGGAGACAGAGCCAGCUCGGAAGAUAUUCUCAUUGAAGGAGCUUCACUCAGCCACAAACAGUUUCAACUACGACAACAAACUCGGCGAAGGUCGCUUCGGCAGUGUGUAUUGGGGUCAGCUCUCUGAUGGCUCACAAGUUGCAGUCAAGAGACUCAAGGCAUGGAGCAACAGAGAAGAGAUUGACUUCGCUGUAGAAGUCGAGAUUCUCUCCCGUAUCCGUCACAAGAACUUGUUAAGCGUUCGUGGCUACUGUGAUGAAGGACAAGAACGUCUUCUUGUUUAUGACUACAUGCCGAACUUGAGCCUUGUCUCGAAUCUUCAUGGCCAGCAGUACUCGGGAGAGUGCUCUCUAGAUUCCACCGCUCGGAUAAAGAUUGCCAUAAGAACUGCUCAAGCCCUUGCAUACCUACACCAUCAUGUAGUCCAUGGAGAUGUCAGAGCGAGUAACGUGUUGCUAGACUCUGAGUUUGAGCCUCGUGUUAUGGACUUUGGAUAUGGUAAACUGAUACCAGAUGAUGAGGAAGCUACUAAAGCUAGAAGUAAUAAUGGGUAUCUCUCACCAGAAUGUGUUGCGUCAGGGAAAGAAACAGAAGCAGGUGAUGUGUAUAGUUUUGGUAUCUUAUUGCUGGAGCUGGUUACUGGCAAGAGACCUAUUGAGAGACUAAACGCAACUACAAAGCGUGGGAUAACCGAGUGGGUGUUACCACUUGUUUACGAGAGAAAGUUUGGUGAAGUCAUGGAUCAGAAGCUGAAAGAGGAGAAAGUGGAAGAGAAGCUGAAGAAGUUAGUCUUGGUGGGAGUCAUGUGUGUUCAGACAGAGGCGGAGAAGAGACCAACAAUGUCUCAAGUGGUGGAGAUGCUAAUGAAUGAAUCAAAGGAGAAAAUGUCUGAACUUGAAGCCAAUCCUCUCUUCAAGAAUCCAUAUAGAGAGCAUCAGGAGGUUGCAGAUGAGAUCUCAGAAGAACAACAAUAGGGAUUUUUUAGGCACAUUAACAUUUGUUUUUACCAUUUUCUGUUCAUAUUGGUUUAGUUUCUGAGGUAUUGCUUAUUCUUUUUGUGUUUCUUUGUUUGUAACAUUGGUUUUGAUUUGAUUGGAUGUUUGUAAGGUGUGACAUUGGCAUAUAAAGGAGAUUGAAUACUUUUAUUUAUGAAACUUUAAAACUCUUUUAACACAAUCUUUUUUUCACAAUGAGAUGAACUAGUUCUGAUUCUUGGAAGAAGAUGAUCGGAACAAAAGUAUAACAGAGAUUACAACAGGAGCAAAUAUAAUGAAGAGUGCUUGCGUGAGGUUAGGUGUUGUGAUCUCUGGGAGCAAUACGCUGCCGUAUUUGAUUAUAGCUGCGCCUAAUACAGAACCAGCUCCAAGCUU
This is a messenger RNA of Brassica rapa (field mustard), 5239 nucleotides long. RefSeq names its product PTI1-like tyrosine-protein kinase At3g15890. The record is from RefSeq and is a predicted model, not a curated record. Gene Ontology annotation, molecular function: protein kinase activity; ATP binding. Lineage: Eukaryota; Viridiplantae; Streptophyta; Magnoliopsida; Brassicales; Brassicaceae. Gene Ontology annotation, biological process: protein phosphorylation.